This is a messenger RNA of Bicyclus anynana (squinting bush brown), 1407 nucleotides long. RefSeq names its product terpene synthase-like. Gene Ontology annotation, biological process: isoprenoid biosynthetic process. The transcript is spliced from 9 exons. Gene Ontology annotation, molecular function: prenyltransferase activity. Bases 1 to 933 code for a protein of 310 amino acids. The record is from RefSeq and is a predicted model, not a curated record. NCBI's taxonomy places the organism in Eukaryota, Metazoa, Arthropoda, Insecta, Lepidoptera, Nymphalidae.
AUGCAGAACAAAACUACUAACAGUGAACGAAAAAUGGAAAAAGAGUUACUGGCUCCGUACACGCAUCUACUGCGCGUGCGCGGCAAACAACUGCGCGUCAAGAUCGCCCUCGCCUUCAACUACUGGCUGCGUGUGCGCGACGACAAGCUGCGGCACAUCGUCGACACUGUCAACAUGCUGCACAACGGCACCUUGCUGAUUGACGACAUUCAAGACAACUCCACAGUGCGGCGUGGUCUGCCGUCAGCGCACUGUGUGUUCGGAGUGCCGCUCACCGUCAACACGUCGCUCCAUGUCAUGUUCCUCGUGCUGCAGCGAAUGUUGGAGUCAGGCCUUAAGGCGACAGAAAUAUUCUCCGACGAUUUCCUUGAAGUAAUUCGUGGCCAGGGGAUUGAUAUUUAUUGGCGGGACAACUUUAUCUGUCCGACGGAAGAGGAAUACAAAGAUAUGCUCAUGCAGAAAACGGGCCACAUGUUCUCGUUAGCAGUACGCCUGUGCCAACAGUUCAGCCAAUACGAGCACGACUUGAGCAAGCUGGCGCUUCACAUGGGGCUCUACUUCCAGAUCAGGGACGAUUACUGCAACCUGACGCAGCAGGAGGCUCUAGAAGAGUGGCCGGGAUUCGAAGAUAAACAGGCACGAAAAGACGCCAGUUUUUGCGAAGACAUUACGGAGGGCAAGUUCAGUUUGCCUGUCAUACAUGCGAUGAAUUCGCCGGAAAAAGGGGAGAUUUUGAAUAUUCUCCGGCAAAGGACCCACGAUGUCGAGAUGAAAAAGUAUUGCGUGUCUCUACUGGACAGAGCCGGGAGUUUGACGUACACACACAACAUGCUGGUAGACCUGGACCGAACGGCUAGGGAUGAGGUGGCUCGUCUUGGUGGUAACCCUGACAUGGAGGCGGUGCUGGAUGAUCUUAUGUCUUGGAAACAUUAGGACAAUAAGCAUGAUAAUAGAAACAAAUUUCUUCUAAGAGUACUCUGCUACACUAAGCCAAACUCGAUGUGGAAUGUUUAUCAACCAAUAAAUUAAAGAUGAAGGUAUAGCCACAGUAGAUAUAACAAGCAGUAUAAUAACUCGGCCGUAUUUUUGAAAUAAAUACCUACAGCCGCGCGCUCCGUACACAUGUGAUAGGGCUGCCCGCCUCCAGCAUUUUAAUUACAUUUGCCAACUUUGUGUUUCCAUUUAGUUAUGUGAUUGUAAAUAUACUUUUUUUAAAUAAACAAAUAAAAUACUUUGUAAAUUGUAGUAAAAUAGGAAGUGAUUAAUAAAAUGCGUGUUGUUUUUUGAUUGGUAGAUUUAAAUAAGGCUAAUCAAUGAUCUUGAAGGACCUUCAUAUAUUUAUUUUCGUUAUGCCAUCUAGGUAUUACCACCACACUAGGUGACCAAAUAAUAAAAAAUCGGUCAAGU